Molecule: messenger RNA, 6686 nt
Organism: Trachemys scripta elegans
Lineage: Eukaryota; Metazoa; Chordata; Testudines; Emydidae
Gene: SYTL2
Product: synaptotagmin like 2
Exons: 13
Coding region: 65-5932 (1955 amino acids)
Biological process (GO): intracellular protein transport; exocytosis
Cellular component (GO): exocytic vesicle; plasma membrane
Molecular function (GO): small GTPase binding; neurexin family protein binding
Source: RefSeq, a predicted model, not a curated record
UGUUCUUGUUGAGGAUCAAAGUGCUAAAACCACUUCCAAGCCUGACAAACAUACUGCUGAGUUCAUGAAGGUAGCUGAUGAGUCCAUAUCAAAAGUAUUAGAUUGGUUUAAAAGAAGCUCUGAUACCGGUGAUGAGACUACUCCAUCGGUAGCCUCCCAAGGGAGAGAGUCCAAAGAAGAACUGUACUCAUCACCCAGGACAAGAGUUAUAACUACAAAAGAUAGUGGACCAAGCACAGAUGAAAAUACACAACUGAUUGACUUGUCAUUUGGAAAUAAUGGGAAACCAAGCAAUGUUUUGAAACCUGCAGCAGUUGAUGCAGAAGACAUACAGAUAAUAAAAGUAGAAAAAAAAGAAAAUCUAAGUGAAGAGACUCAAGGAACAGACUACAACAAAGGACCUAUUGUACUUGGAAAGAGCAAAAGUGGUAGAGAGAAGAUACAUUUACAGGUCACUGAUCUUCCAGUUACUAAAUUAGAUGAAACAAAUAUUCUUAAAAAAUCAGCUGCAGAAGGCAAAAUAUUAUACAAACCAGAGAAUGAAAGUGCAGCAUAUAAAGAACCAACAUUUCUUACAGAAGGAAAAGGCAAACCAGGUUCAAAGAGUUUCAGUUCUCCUGAAAAGCUAAAUGAAGGCUCACUAUUGAAAACUAAUGUGCAAAUUCAGAAAGGAAUUCAGAAAGAGGAAAAGAAAAUAUGCAUUAUCAAAUCUCUCUUGGAAGAAGACCAUGUCCAGUCACAGACUGAAUUUGAUAAUAAAGGAACAGAGAUAAAAGAACCUGGUUUACUUGAUCAAGGAAGUAUGCAACUAGAGCCAAGUAGUCCUAGGAUGAAACUACCCGUCUUGCCACAGCAUGAAUCCAAACAGCCAUCUCAGGUACAAAGCUCAGAUGAGGAGACAGAACAAAAGAGAACAGUAAGGGAUAUUAGGGCCUUCUGGGAAAGCAACAAAACUGGACCCAGGCAUACCAAUAAGGAAGGCAUUUUAAGUACUACCCCAUCAGCUAGUAGCACAGUACAAUACAUCAAUAAAGGAAAUAGCAAAGUAAAACCAACUGAUGAUUGUGCAGCAUCCCUAUCAAGUGAAUCAAAAGAUCAAAACAAGUAUAGUUUGGUUACCUUCAGAAGAGUUGAAUUAAGUGAUGACGAGGCAUCUAAAGAUAAAUUUCUAAAGUCUUCAAAGACUGGGCCAGAUAUAAUGGAUAAAUCCAAAGCAGACCAUACUGUUGAGAAGUCCAGAAAAAUACUUCAGUCUGAUGGUAAGGUUAAUGAAUUUACAAAAUUACCAAAAGCAAAUCAUUUGCAACCAAGAAUUGAUUUUAGUCCUCCUUCAUCAAAGAAGUAUGAAGAUGGGAAAGAAGUGUCUUCAGAAAAUGACAGAAAUCCCUCUUCUCCACAACAGAAGCCACAUUUUAAGGUUUUGUCUUUGAAGGAAAAAAUAGACGAGGAGUCUAAGAAUCAAAUUUCCAACCCAUUGCAAUUUCAGAGUUUGAGAAGCUUUUGGGAUAUUGGAGCUAAAUCACAGAGUAGGACCAAUAUGAAAAAUGAAACCACUUCCCCAGGUAAUAUUAGUUCAGUAACUUGCCAAAAAGAGUCAAAGGAACUUAAAGAAAGCAGAGCAGAGACGAGCCAAGCAGAGGUGAUUGUUCAACAGCAAAAUCAACUUCCCGAGAGAGAGAAAACAAAGAAAAUAAACUUCAAAGUACCUGAGUCGCCUAGACAGGAAGGGCAGCCCAUUCCUUGGUCAGUGAAUCUGACAAGAACAGAAAAUGCAGAAUCUCUUCAAAUAGUGGGGAAAAAUGUAGGAAAGUCAGUGAUCUCAAAACCUAAAGAAAAGGUGGAUCUUCCAGAGCAAGAAGUUAAAGAAUAUAUAGAAAAAAUGAGUGUUCCACCAAAAGCACAGCACAGCACAUUUAACAAUAGCUUACAGAAACUGCUUAAAGAAAUGUCUGAGGCACCCUUGCCAUCAUUCCAACCAGCUAGCGAUAAAGGUGUUCCAAGAAAAGAAUUGGGAAUUGAUGAACGCCUAAUUGUUUCUAUAAAAACUGCUUCCACAGACUCCAAGGAAAAAGCAAAAUUCCCUAAAGAGGAGGUUGUAGAGACUGUAGACAAAACUGUUGCUCCAUCAAAGGCUGAACUUGAUUCAUUUAAUGCAGGGCUAGAGAAACUGCUAAAGGAAACCUCCAAAAUAUCAUCAUCUUCGAGUCAGAACGUAACAGAAAAUAUUUCUGAAGAGACAGUUUCUUGGCCUGGGCAGAGAAGAUUUUUUGAAAAGGUGAUGGAACGGAGUCACAACACUUAUCCUACAUUUCAAAAAGAGGAAAGGCUUCCUCAAGAAGUAAAAGAAACUAUAGAAAGAACAGUCGUUCCACCCAAAGAUGAACUUGAUGAACUGAAAAUUGGUCUAGGGAAGCUGCUUAAGGAAUCUGACGCUUCCUGUCCAUUGCAUCAGACAGCAGAUGCGGAUGAGGGUAUCCAGAGAGAGAGUUCUCAUGAAGAAGUCAUUCCAAGCUCUUCCCAAAAGACAAUGCGUCCUGGCAUAGCGGCUUAUGUUGUGACCCAGAAUGAAACACAGCCUCCUGGAGAGGCAAUCUCAGAGAUUGUAGAAAAAACCACGGUUCCACCAAAAGCUGAAUUCCGUGCUCUGGAUGCUGGUUUAAAGAAACUACUGAAGGAAGCAUCCGCAAUCUCAUUUUCAUCGUACACUAUAAAUAACAGUAAAAAAGCAGCAUCUGAGAAUGUCCCUGAAGAAGAUCGGCGAAGAUAUUGUAAGCGGGUCACAGAGACUGACCGGGCUACUUCUGUUACUGCCCAAGAAAGGGUUGGGACUCCAAAUGAAAUUGGGACUGUAGAGAGAACUACAGUUCCAUAUCAGGAUAAUGUUAGCCCAAUCAAUCCAUGCUUGGAGAAACCAAAUGAAAAGGCAGCUAAAGUGAUGUUACCUUUAUAUGCAAAAAGUGGAGAAAAUGUAAGCUCUCGGCCAGAGGAUCAGACUGAUCAUCCUGUAUCUCCUGGUAACCAUCAUGAAGUGACUGAAAUACUAGUAAAAACAGUUCAGCCAAAACCUGAACUCCGUGAAUUUAAUGCUAGUUUGCAGAAACUGCUCAAGGAAGCUUCUGAAAUGCCACCCUCUGAACAGAAAAGCGUUGACAAUGAGAUGCAUGUUAGGAUACAGCCUAAUCAGAGCGUGAAUUCCUCUUACCAACAAGAUAUUGACCAUCCUCAAGAAGUAAAGGAAACUGUAGAAAAAGCUGUUGCUCCUUCCAAAUCGGAACUCAGUGAAAUUAAUUCUGGAUUAGAGAAACUGCUUACGGAAGCCUCUGAAAUGCCACCCUCUGAACUGAGAAGAUUGGACCGUGAGAUGUAUAGUAUGGUGAAUUUUAGGAUACAACCUAAUCAGAGUGUGAAUUCCACUUACCAACAAGAAAUCAAUCAUCCUCAAGAAGUAAAUGAAACGGUCAAAAAAGCCGUUGCUCCUUCCAAAUCAGAACGUAAUGAAUUUAAUUCUGGGUUAGAGAAACUGCUGAAGGAAGUCUCUGAAAUGCAAACUCCUAAACUGAAAAACAUGGACAAUGCAAUGCAGAAGAGUAUGAGGAUACAGCCUAAUCCGAGUGUAGACUUAACUUAUCAGCAAGAUAUUGACCAUCCUCAAGAAGUAAAGGAAACCGUAGCAAAAGCUGUUGCUCCUUCCAAAUCUGAGCUUGGAGACUUUAAUGCUAGUUUGCAGAAACUGCUUAAGGAAGCCUCUGAAACUCCACCUCUUAAGCUGAAAAGCUUGGAUAGUGUAGCACAGGGUAGGACACAGCCUAAUGAGAGUGCGUAUUCCCCUUACCAACAAGAGAUGGACCAUCCUCAAGAAAUAAAAGAAACUGUAGAAAAAACUGUUGCUCCAACAAAAGCAGAAUGCAGUGAAUUGAAUAUCUGCUUAGAAAAGCUUCUUAAAGAAGCAUCUGACGUUUCAUCUCAGCUGCCAACGAAGAUGGGAAAACAGGAAAGACCCAAUGACUCUGUGUCUCAAUCAGAAAAGGGAAGUCUAGCCAUUAAAAUGCCACUCUCUGGUCCAAGUGCUUCAAGUGGCUAUCGCACAGAGUUUAAGAUACCAAUCAAGAGAGAGACUUUGAAACAAAAUGACACAGCCGUGAAGGAAGAUCAUGUGGUAAAUGAAGUGAGAGGUUCUAUUCUCCCUGAAAGAAAUGUAGCAUUUGAGAAAACCAUACAGACUAAUCUGGCAUCAACUGAAGCUCUUCCCAAGGAAAGAGAGAAUGGUGCGGCUGUUAUCAAGACACACAAGAUGGAGAUAAAAAAUGAAAAUAAAAGAGAGGAAGCAGCAGGAAAGGAGGUUGAUAAAAGCACUUCCUUAGCAGAUGCCAGUGAGGCAACAUCUGAAGUGAAUGCACCAUUUAGUUUCAGGAGAGUAAGCACACCACUUAAAGAUGAUGAUCGCUCCUCCAAAAUAAGUAAAGUUGAGCUGGUCCUAGCAUCUCCUUAUGAUGAUGAUGAAGAUGACACCAUAAGUUUUGGCUCUGAUCUUUCAGGUUCAACCUGUUCAGAAGAAUUAGAUCCUAUUUUGAAGGCUUUGAAAAGGAGUGCAGAUAGGCAAAGGCCUUCCAAAAGUCUAGAGGACAUUCCAUCAGCCACAUCAAAUAAAGGAAAAGUAGAUAUUCCAAAAGAAGAAUUAGUACUUAGUGCUGAAGAUGAUCAGAAAACAGAUGAGCAACAAGAGACAAAUGAAAAUGUACAAGGAAUCUCCACAGUGCCGUCAGACCUGGAUAACCAGUUUUCAAAUCCUGAAAAACUCAAAAGAUUGAGCCAGUCAGUACCAGCAUUUCUACAAGAAGAGAGUGACAGAGACACUGAUACAACAUCAGAAAGCAGUUAUCCUCAUGGCAGAAUCAAGAAGAGCCCCAGCUCUCUAACCAAUCUUAGUGGCUCUUCUGGCAUGGCGUCCUUGUCUUCUGUGAGCGGAAGUGUAAUGAGCAUCUACAGUGGUGACUUUGGCAAUGUGGAUGUGAAAGGCCACAUUCAGUUUGCCAUUGAUUAUGUAGAACAGCUGAAGGAGCUCCAUAUUUUUGUUUCCCAGUGUAAAGAUUUGGCAAUUGCAGAUGUUAAGAAACAACAUUCAGACCCAUAUGUAAAGACUUACCUGCUUCCAGAGAAAUACAAGCUGGGGAAAAGGAAGACCUCUGUGAAAAAGAAAACAUUGAAUCCAGUCUAUAAUGAAAUAUUGCGGUAUAAAAUUGACAAGGCACUGGUAAAGACCCAGAGACUGAAUCUCUCUGUCUGGCACAAUGACACCUUUGGGCGCAAUAGUUUCCUAGGUGAGGUGGAACUUGAUUUGGGAACAUGGGACUGGAAUGACAAACUGAAUAAGCAGAUGAACUGGUACCUGCUUAAGCCUAGGACUCCAGCAGCAGCUCUUGAACUAGAGAACAGAGGAGAGAUUAAACUAGCCCUUCAGUAUGUCCCACAGCCUGUCGGGGGUAACAAGACCCCGUCCACUGGAGAGGUCCACAUCUGGGUGAAGGAAUGCAAUGACCUCCCUCUCCUGAGGGGCAACAAGAUCAACUCUUUUGUUAAAUGUACCAUUCUUCCAGAUACUAGUAGGAAAAGUCGCCAGAAAACAAGAGCAGUGGCGAAAACUACAAGCCCAGUGUUCAACCACACCAUGGUUUAUGAUGGCUUUAGAGCUGAUGAUUUGAAAGAAGCAUGUGUAGAACUUACAGUCUGGGACCACAACAAACUAGCCAAUCGCUUUCUGGGAGGUCUCAGGAUAGGAAUGGGAACAGGCAAAAGCUAUGGUACUGCAGUGGACUGGAUGGACUCCACUUCAGAUGAAACCACCCUAUGGGAGAGAAUGAUGAGCUCGCCAAACACAUGGGUAGAAGAUACACUGCCACUCCGGAUGAUAAUGGUAGCAAAGCUGACCAAAUAAGAUGACUUUCUAAUUGCUAGUGUCCAAAAUGUUUACUUGUUGGAUCUUGGGAGGGGAAGGAAAUAAUAAAAUGAGGAACUUGGAGGAAUUCUAUAAAAGUGUGUGUACUACAGUAGAUCUGUAGACAGCCUCUGUUCUGUUAUUUUAUUUUGUGCUGCUAAAUGUUACUACGUAAUGCAAAUUAAACUUUUCUGCUUUCAGAUUAUUUUUUUUUUUAAACUAAAGGCCUUUUACUUCUUGCUCACUGAAAAUGAACUAAAUAAAGAAUAUACUAUUGAAAUUCAGUGGUCCAAUUACAAGGGGUGUGUUUGUGUGUGGGGUCACCUGGAAUAGUGCAAAAUGUUGGUGAUUCGCUAAAUAAUGCACCCAAAAAGCAACAACUUAGUCUAUUUCCCAGGGUCUUUUGUGUGGUAUUUUAAAAUAAGCUAACAGUAGGUCGCUAUAUUCAUAUUCACUGUGAGUUUGCAGCUUAAUUUUAAUGGUAUGUUCAAGUCUCUGGCGGUUACACCCUUUGCUAGAGUUCAUGACGGGGAAUUCCAUCUCUAGUUUUAAGUUCUCAGAGCUUGAGCCAUAAAGAGGGUUUGACUGUAUAUGUAGUACAUAUACUAGUUUUGUUAUUGUAUCUCUAAAUUAUAGAUUCUGUAUGGACGCAAUGAAGUUGAAUUUACUGUAUUUAAAUGUUACUCUGAAGGAUCUCUUCACCCAUUAAGUUGCUCAUUUUAUUAUUGAUGAAUAAAUUGGAUAUUUAUUUUAA